AUGGCAAGAAAAAGAAAUUGUAGGGACUGCAAAAAAGAACUAACGGAUAAAUAUUUUCUUUUCACUGGAACUUUUCCUUUUUCUGGUGAAGAGGGAGAUGGAACCAGAACAUCAGCAAGUAGAGCAAAUUAUUGUGCUUCUUGUCGCAUAAAAUGGAAUCUUCCUGAUAACAAAACCUUAUUAAAUUCAAUUCGAAAAGCCCGCCAAGAAUUAGAACCCUAUUUACAAAAACCCGAAAUAGAUGCUCGGAAUAAAGAUUAUAAGCAAAAAGUGGUUCAACCUGUCGUAGAGGAAAUUUUAGGGGGAAAAUUAGAUGAGGAAAUUAAUACUGAACUAGAAGGACAUAUUCCUGGGUAUUGUGCUGGUCGUGCCGAAGGAAGUUUUAACAUUAACGGCAAAUCAGAUAACAAAUUAGCCCUCCAAGCCUUUUUACGAGCCUUGACAAUUAAAGAAAAAGAACUAAAAAAAGAAUUGCCAGAAGAAAACAAUUUGCCAACUAAUGAUGACAAUAAUUCCCCACUACCAGAUAACUCUCCACAUCCACCACCAAAACCAAGCAGCAAUGGGAGCAAUAGCCCUCCACCUAAUGAAUCUAAUUACACUUUAUGA
Messenger RNA from Diversispora eburnea, 609 nucleotides. Lineage: Eukaryota; Fungi; Glomeromycota; Glomeromycetes; Diversisporales; Diversisporaceae. The record is from the annotation of a GenBank genome assembly.